AUGAGCCAGAUACCAACGGAAUUCCUGCCUCACGACUCAUACGUCGGCGAGAUCUACCGGGUCAAUAUCUCCUUCAUCUGUGUCAACUCGGUCAUAAUUUUCGUGCGGUUAACCGUUCGCGGGUUCAUGGUCAAGCAUGUCGCCGUGGACGACUACCUCAUGGUGGCGGCUGGUCUGUGUGCGGAUGUCUUUUCGGCCUUGGCCAUAGUUGGCAUCCGAUACGGCCUAGGAAAGCAUCUCUACGACCUGCCCCAAAAUUCGCAGCUCGUGGACAACACCAAGAACGUCAUCCAGGCGAGUCCAGUUCAGUCUGACUCGGAGUACCUGCUAGCUAACGCUCAGCAGACCUUGUGGAUAUGCCAGAUCAUGUAUGCAACGGCGUUGAUGCUUGUCAAGAUCUCCAUCGUCACCUCCUACCUGAGAGUGUUCCCGACAACGCUUUUUCGCAGGGUCAUGUACGCCCUCAGUGCUUCAAUCAUCGCCGUCUGGAUCUGCAGUAUCCUGGUCACCAUUUUCCAAUGCAAGCCGGUCCGAUCAGCCUGGGACUUCACACUGGCACGCGACUGCCUCAACAUUGUCUCGUUCUUCUACUUCACCACGGCCUUCUCCAUCUUCACGGACUUUUUGCUCUGUAUCCUGCCGUUGCCGGUCUUCUUUCGACUUAGUUUACCGUCGCGGCAGAAGUACAUUGUCUCGCUCCUCUUCGCGGUGGGUCUUUUUGCCACGGUGGCGUCAGCGCUACGCAUCAGUGUCCUCAAGAGUGUCAACAGUCUGGACGUGACGAUGGGGUCGGUCUCGACAAUGAAAUGGUCAGUCGUGGAGGUUGGAACGGGUAUCAUUUGCGCCUGCAUACCGACUCUCAAGCCACUCUUCAAGAACUUCCUGCCGGAUAAGAGCUCCGCAAACAGGUCGCGCGAAAGAUCCGGUCCUGGCCGCCUCGAAGCGACUGGCCUGAAUACACCUAGGCUGAACACGGCUCACGAGGAGAGGCACGAACUGACAAAGCCCACCGAGGGCUGGACCAAUUUCAGUCGGAACACCCUGACUUUCAAGCAAGGGCCAGUGGCGACAACGAAGAACUUCAUAUGA
Messenger RNA from Cladophialophora yegresii CBS 114405, 1089 nucleotides. RefSeq lists its product as uncharacterized. The transcript is spliced from 2 exons. Bases 1 to 1089 code for a protein of 362 amino acids. The record is from RefSeq and is a predicted model, not a curated record. NCBI's taxonomy places the organism in Eukaryota, Fungi, Ascomycota, Eurotiomycetes, Chaetothyriales, Herpotrichiellaceae.